GCGCCUGGCCCUGCGGCCACCGCCUCCCCAGCCACCGCACAGGUCCCAGGAAGCAGCGCGGGAGGAGGAGGAAGCGCGGGGGCCCGGCGGCUCCCUGGGUGCAGCGGCACGGCUCCCGCAUGGAGCCCAACGUGCGCUUCUGGAUCACCGAACGUCAAUCUUUUAUUCGGAGAUUUCUUCAGUGGACAGAAUUGUUGGAUCCUACAAAUUUGGUCGUUUCAAUUGAAAAAAUAGAAAAAUCAAGGCAGCUAUUGUUAACAAAUGAAGAUGCAUCCAUACGUGACUUGGAGGACCAAAGGGUAAAAGACGCUUGGAAGAGAAGUCUCUCAACAGUUCAUCCUGACAACAGCAAACUGAUCCCUGUUCCUUUUCGACCUGCAGCUCUCCUACCUUUCACGGCGCCCAUGAUAUUUUUCUCAAUGCUGUCAGUAAAAAGUCUGAAGUCCCUGAUUUUACCUCAGAUUUCCUUCUAUACCUACACUACAGCGUUCAACAUUGUCAAUGGAAACGCAAGUUAUAAUCGUCGCCUACAUGAGAGUGUGUUACUAGGGACAGGAGUGAUUGCCUCUUCCUCCUUUUUUGGAUUAUUCCCUCGUUUGCUCCAGAUGCGGCUGAAUCACGUUCUGUUGAAAAAAGCCCUUCCCGUCGUCAUUCUCACCCACAUCAGCGCAAUGAAUGUUGUCGCAGCCCGAAGUCUGGAGCCCAUUCGAGGCAUUGAAGUCAUGGAUAAGGAAGGCAAUGUCAUGGGCUAUUCCAGAAAAGCCGGGACAAAGGCCGUUAAAGAUACAGCAACAUCCAGAGUAGUGCUGUUUGGGACCUCAGCUUUCAUCCCUGAAGUCUUCUCGCACUUUUUUGUAAGGACCCGGUUUUUCCGGCAAUACCCAUGGUCAUUAUGGACCUUCAAGCUGUCUUGUACCGUCUUAGUAAUGGGACUGAUGGUGCCGGUUUCUUUUAGUAUGUUCCCACAAAUUGAACGGAUACAGUGCAGUGAACUUGAAAAGGAAAUUCAGUCCGCAACAGAAGAAACAGAACUCUUCUAUAACAGAGGGGUGUAGGAAUGUGUUGUUUUCGGUGAAUUUGGUUGGUUCCUGCUUGAACACCUUCCUCUCUGCUCGAGGUGUCCGAUUGGAGAACUCUGCGGGAGGUCUGGAACCCGAGGUGUCUGCGCCCACAGGUUGCCUUAGAAUUACACAGGCCACGGCCGUUUCAAGGCUGGUGCCUGGGCUUUCGAGCCUGGAUGGAAGAAGGGAAGAGAAAGGAGAGGCCGUCCUGUCUGACCCACCCCCAUGGGCUGCCGAAAGAACGGCUGAUAGAAGAGUCCAUUUUUAUUUUCUGUGUUCAUCAGCCUCUGAAGGACACUGUGAAAUGACUAAUAAACUUACCAAAAGUUGAGUGUUCGAAAAAAUCAAGAAGGGUCCACCAUGCCCAGGGCCCGGGCAUUCCACUGGUGGCCCAUCUCAAGGUAAACAGGAACCUCUGGUGAGCACUAAAGGCCUCCGAGCCCCAAAGCCACCCUGUCUCCCUCCUCAGCUUCCUCCCGUUUUGGACUGCUUCACAUCUCUGCCCUCAGCCACCCAUCUCCUCCUCUGCCCCCACCGGUCUGUGACCCUGCCUCCUUCGCGGUGAAAACCAAAACGACUGGCCAGCAACAGAGCCUCCUGGCACCAAAUCUGCAGGCCUCUUGACACCGCCCCCCUCCCGGCCCCCAGCCUUCCCGCCUCCUUGCAAGGCCAGCUGUGCCCUCGGCUCUGGGCCCCUCCGGCCGGAUCCCCUCCGGGCCUGGCUCUGCAGUUGCCCGGCCUCCUGGCCGCCUCCCUCCUUUGUAGUCCGUGAGUCACCAGCCUUAUUAAACAAGCAAACAACCUUCGAGAGCCAAAUUUGGUCAAAGACUGUCUCCCCUCACCCUUUCCACCCCGCCUUCCACUCUGCUAAAACUGCUCUCCUCCGGGCCCCACCCAGACGCUCGACCGCCACUCUGCUGGGUGCUCAGACCCAGCACUGGGCUUGCCGCCCUGAGCCACAGGCCCCUGUCCUGCUGCACCGGGCGCUCCGCCAUCCACAUAGCCACUUGAGGCCAUCUUUUCCUCCUCACCGCCACGUAACAUCACCCAAGAGCACUGGUGUCACCCUUACUCCUCCCCUCCCGAGGCCUUUCAUAGCUGAGCCCCAAGGUGUCAGGUCUCUAAGCCCCUUUCCCAAGCCUGCCCAGUCCAACAGCAUCCCCUGUCGGUAUUCCUCUCUCAUCUCCUCCGGCUCCUCCAAUCCGUGCCCCGGCCUGCUCUGACAGACACCUGCGUAAAAGCCUUAGCUGGCCUCCCAGUGCAUUAGUUCAAGUCCAGAUUCCCUGCCAGGCAAAAGCCUUAACCUCCCUCAUCUCUUGCCACUCCUUUUCCUCACUCUGGACCAAUACCCCGUUCCUCAUAUGGACUAUGGUCUUUCCUUCCUGGACCUUCAUAUCAGCUGUCCCCUGCCAGGCUAACUCUUGCUUAUGCAUCAGGUCUGACUUAGACAUCACUCCCUCCAGGAAGCCUUCCAGGAUUCACAGUACUGAAUUAGGUGCCCCUUCUAUGUGCUCCCAUAGCACUCAUACCGUGUCUAGCACUUGCCGCACCGCAGCAGAAGAGCCUGCUUGUUGUCCCUGCACCCCCGUAAACUGUGUGCCUCGAGAGCAGGAAGUGUGUCUGGUGCAUCAGGGAAGCCCCAGGAUACAACACCGUGCACGGCACAGUAGGCACCCAAACAUUGGCAUACUGGAGGAAUGUUUCCAACAUACCCUGCCCCAAAUCAUCAAGGAAUCUAUCUGUGGCUUUCAGGGUCCCAUAGGUUAUCUUCAAAUUUGGUUAAAAGGGUUUCACAACAGCCUACAAGAACAAAAAGUUAAAAAAAAAAAAAAAAAAGUUCUACCAGGGCACCUGGGUGGCUCAGUCGGUCAAGCGUCUGACUCUUGAUCUCAGCUCAGGUCUUGAUCUCAGGGUGGUGAGUUCAAGCCCCGCGUUGAGCUCCACGCUGGGUAUGGAGCCUACUUAAAAAAAAAAAAAAAAAAUUGCACCAGAUGGCUCAGUACAGCCACAGGCGUACACUAAACAAAAAGAACAAAACUUACACAAAGGCUUAGCCACUAACAGGUGACAGAAUAGAAAUGCAAGAGCAUCUUUUCAAAGAAGACACUGAAGUGCCAGCCCUAGGAAGUCGGGGAGGGAGAAGGGCGAGGGCCCUAGGAAGUGGGGGGUGGGGGGAGAAGGGCCAGGGCAGGAAGAGCAGGGGGCAAGCCAGGGGUGGAAGGAGGAAGCCUGAACCCCUUGACUUUCAAACAGGUCUUGUAAGAACUCCCCAGUACAUCUGCAUUGACAAAAGGGUUUUAUCUUUUGUUCGAAGUUACAGAAAGAGGGCACAAUUCUUCAGCUGCCUAAAACUGUUACAGAAUAUCAAAAUAUUUCCAUUUUAUUUCUGCAUCAUAAUCUGUAACUUUAACAACGUUCAUCAUUAGCUGAUAUAGUAAUACAAAAAAUGAGGGAGAUAAAGAUGUUCAUAUUCAUUUUCAUAAAGUGCAGAUUUAAUUUUCAAUUGUUUGCCUUAGAAACAUCACUUCAUUCCACAUCCUCCCGUGCCCCCACCCAAGGAGGGAGGGAAAAAGGCUAUUUUUUAUUUUUACUCAACAAAUGUCUAACACAAAGAAUAAAAGAUCUAAUAAAGAUUUUUUUACAAACAUUUUUCCGGGUAGGUAAGAUUUCUAAGGACAACAGUAGUGAGUGUAAAAUAACCUUUCAUAACUAAUUUGAAUACACAGAAUAAAAUAACAAAUACAUAAUUUAGACCUCCAUGCUUAUUUUGUGACUUUUAGGUCUCCAACUAUGAAAAAGAUACAUAACCUGAACAAGAACAGUUACCUUCUUAUGUGGCCAAAUUACUCUUAACUGAAGUCUGAAGACUCUCUCUGGUCUUGGCCUAGGCAAUUACAGAGAGUUGCUGUCGCACUCAUACAUUUACAUCCAAAGUGGGCUUCUUCUUUUACUCUACCAUGUAAGGACUGGCAUCUUUUUCAAAAGAACACUGCUAGCAACAGGGUUAAUUAAAGAGUACUAGUGGCUUAAGUUUGCCAGAUGCUUACCUCUGCAACAGUAUAAAUAUGGAUUAUUAAAGUUGUCUACUCAAGUACAAAAUUUAUGCAAAAUCCUCAUAAUAUAGGCAAAAAUGUUCAAAGGCCAAGAAAAAAAAAUCUUUUCUUUUACAAGAAAGUGCAACUGCAGGAUCUUUUCUGAAUGAUCUUCUAGACUGUUCUGCAGAAAACUUAGUCUGGCUCAGAAAGUAGAGUUCCUCAUGAGGAACAAAAGUUCUUCCUAGAAGAAUAUAAAG
This is a messenger RNA of Zalophus californianus (California sea lion), 4353 nucleotides long. RefSeq names its product sideroflexin 4 (gene SFXN4). The transcript is spliced from 14 exons. NCBI's taxonomy places the organism in Eukaryota, Metazoa, Chordata, Mammalia, Carnivora, Otariidae. Gene Ontology annotation, molecular function: monoatomic ion transmembrane transporter activity. Gene Ontology annotation, cellular component: mitochondrial inner membrane. The coding region runs from base 120 to 1055 and encodes 311 amino acids. The record is from RefSeq and is a predicted model, not a curated record. Gene Ontology annotation, biological process: monoatomic ion transport; mitochondrial transmembrane transport.